Messenger RNA from Sardina pilchardus (European sardine), 1695 nucleotides. It is a transcript of the gene ikzf2, whose product is annotated as IKAROS family zinc finger 2. NCBI's taxonomy places the organism in Eukaryota, Metazoa, Chordata, Actinopteri, Clupeiformes, Clupeidae. Gene Ontology annotation, molecular function: DNA-binding transcription factor activity; RNA polymerase II cis-regulatory region sequence-specific DNA binding. Gene Ontology annotation, biological process: regulation of transcription by RNA polymerase II. The record is from RefSeq and is a predicted model, not a curated record.
UACAGACAAGUGCGUCGAUAAAUGACUUGCGCUCUCAAGUGACAGGUGAAGAAAUGCUUAUCGGAUCACUUGUUGCUACAGAAGGAUUGCAGUGGUGGAUACAAAGUUGAGACUGCGGCAAUGCGCAUUUCCUGCCCAAUGACUAUGGAGACGGAGACAUCAGAUGGAUAUCUUGCUAGUAACGGAAACUGCUCUCCCAGGAAGGAGAACCCGAGAAUGCUGGUGGACCUGUCAACCAGCACACCUAAUGGGCAACAUUCCCAAAGUCCUGUGUCACCCACUGAACACACAAUCAAGCAAGAGGAGGUGGGGGAGGAGGAGUUGGAGAGGAGGCUUCCUGGCCCAGAGGAGACGGCCCAGAGUGGGGAGGAGGGCUCUGGCCUGGAGGAGCCCAUGAUGGACAGCCCAAACAAUCUCCAGGACAUGGGGCCAGCAACAGAUGGUCCCAAUGAUAGCGGCAAUCGACUGCCCAAUGGAGAGAGACCCUUCCAGUGCAGCCAAUGCGGCGUGUCCUUCACUCAGAAGGGGAACCUGCUGAGGCACAUCAAGCUGCACACGGGCGAGAAGCCCUUCAAGUGCCCCUUCUGCAACUACGCCUGCCGCCGCCGCGACGCCCUUACCGGACACCUGCGCACGCACUCAGAUGUGUCCAAAGAGCCCCGGCCCAUGAUGGAGCCCUCCAACAUGGUGUCCUUCGACCGCCCACCCGUCAUAGAGAGGCUGCAGGGCAAUGUGGGCAAGAGGAAGAGCACCACUCCACAGAAGUUUGUGGGUGAGAAGAUGCUUCGCUAUUCUUACCCAGAGAUCAACUUUGACAUGGGUCUGAAGUAUGAGAAGGAGGCUGAGCUCAUGCAGGCACAUAUGAUGGACCAGGCGAUGAAUGGCAUGCCUUUUCUAAGCUCUGAGGCCCUGAGGCCCAUGGUCCACCACCCGCCGCUCUCCAUGGCGGAAGUGGUGCCCAUGGUGAACUCUCUCUUCCACCCCGUGUACCCGCUCGGGCCACGCAUUGAUCGGCCCAGCAGCCGAGAGCACCCGCCGCUGCCCCCGCCUCCCCCCGAGUUCCCCCCCUCCACCAACGGGGCCCUCUCAUUGGUCCGACACAAGCACCCGCAGGCGGGCCGGGAGGGCUCGCCCAGCAACAGCGGCCAGGAGUCUGUGGACUCAGCCCGCAGCAGCCCCCGGGACAAGCAGGGGGCCCACGGCCUGCGCCCCAGGACCAGCCCCGGCUUCAGCAAGGGCGAGGGCCGGCCAGGAGAGGGGACGGCCACACGGCCGGCGGCGGCGGCGGCAGCGGCGGCCCGGGAAGCAGUGCGCGUCUUCAGCAACGAGGGCCACGAGCUGCGGGCCUUCCAGUGCGAGCACUGCCGCGUGCUCUUCCUCGACCACGUCAUGUACACCAUCCACAUGGGCUGCCACGGCUACAGGGACCCGCUCGAGUGCAACAUCUGUGGCCACUGCAGCAAGGACCGCUACGAGUUCUCCUCGCACAUCGUCCGCGGAGAGCACACCUUCCACUAGGGAGCCAAGGGCAGCUCUCAGGCCCCUGCACGUGCAAACACACACACACACACACACACACACACACACACACACACACACAUGCGCGCACACACACACACACACACACACACACACACACACACACACACACACACACAUGCACUCACACCUCCCUGGAGGAGGGCAGCCACAUAC